Myripristis murdjan (pinecone soldierfish) is the source of this 2283-nucleotide messenger RNA. RefSeq names its product death-associated protein kinase 2a (gene dapk2a). Gene Ontology annotation, biological process: intracellular signal transduction; protein phosphorylation; positive regulation of apoptotic process. The record is from RefSeq and is a predicted model, not a curated record. The transcript is spliced from 9 exons. Bases 700 to 2187 code for a protein of 495 amino acids. Gene Ontology annotation, cellular component: nucleus; cytoplasm. Lineage: Eukaryota; Metazoa; Chordata; Actinopteri; Holocentriformes; Holocentridae. Gene Ontology annotation, molecular function: ATP binding; protein serine/threonine kinase activity.
UUAAUUUUAAAACUUGGCUGGAGCAGCACGAGCUGCUUGUGAGACGCCAGGUGCCCGUCAGUUUCUUAUUCUGGCUGAACAGGUGGCCGAGUGCCGGAGAGCGUGCAAGGGAACCCAGCACAGCCCCCAUAUCUGCCCUUCUUCGAAAUGAGGCCAAGCUCCUUUCCAAAACCUGUCACUUCAGUGUUGCACCGCUUGUGGACGAAAUUGAGAAGAGCAUGACUUAAGAUAAUCUUUAAAUUGUUAACAUGUAGUGUAUGAUACGACAUACAUUCGAUAUGGAAAGCAGCUAUCGUGUGGAUGAAAAUGUCAUAUUGACGUGAGAUUCGCGUGUUCCUUCAGGGUAAUGUUAUUGAAAUGAGCUGCUGGACGGAUCAUCCUUAUGCCGAAGUGAGCACCGUGUCUUAAUGGUUUAGAAAAGGUAAUACUUUUUACUUUACUGUGUUUGUACCCACGUCCUUUAGCAGAGUCGCAUUGAACUAGCAGAUUUUGGAAUGAAGUUUGGCGUGUAGGACAGACACGUUUCGGGCUCAGGGUGUUAGUGAGAGCUCGUCACACUGGAGCAGCUGUGAGGUCUAAGCCACAAGAGGAGGACAGGCCGUAAGAAAAUCGUUUGGAAAAUUAACUUUACCACGGGAAAAGGAUGAAAGGUGAAACAGUGCACUGACAUUACCAUUGCCAUUAGUGAAGACUACAGACAUGGCCCUUUUCAAGCAACAAAAAGUGGAGGAUUUCUAUGAAAUUGGUGAAGAACUGGGAAGUGGCCAGUUUGCUAUUGUAAAACAGUGCAGAGAGAAGAGCACAGGGCUGGAGUUUGCUGCCAAGUUCAUCAAGAAGCGCCAGAGCGUGGCCAGCUUACGAGGGGUACGCCGGGAGGAAAUCGAGCGGGAGGUGAACAUCCUGCAGCAGAUUCAGCACCCCAACAUCGUCACGCUGCAUGACAUCUAUGAGAACCGCACUGAUGUGGUGCUCAUCCUGGAGCUUGUUUCUGGAGGAGAGCUGUUUGACUUCCUGGCCCAGAAGGAGUCUCUGAGUGAAGAAGAGGCCACCCAGUUCAUCAAACAAAUUCUUGAGGGUGUGAAUUACCUCCACUCCAGGAAGAUCGCUCACUUUGAUCUCAAGCCUGAAAACAUAAUGCUCCUGGACAAGAAUGUGCCCUUGCCUAGAAUCAAACUCAUUGAUUUUGGCCUCGCCCACAAGAUCGAAGCUGGGGUUGAGUUCAAGAAUAUCUUUGGAACUCCUGAGUUUGUAGCACCAGAGAUUGUUAACUAUGAGCCACUCGGAUUAGAGGCUGAUAUGUGGAGCAUAGGUGUCAUUACCUACAUCCUGCUGAGCGGUGCUUCACCCUUCCUGGGCGAGACCAAGCAGGACACACUGGGGAACAUCUCAGCUGUAAAUUAUGAGUUUGAUGAGGAGUUUUUCUGCCAUACCAGUGAGCUGGCCAAGAAAUUCAUCAGCCAGCUGCUGGAGAGGGAUAAAGCGAAAAGGCUAACAAUCCAAGAUGCUCUUAAUCACCCAUGGAUCAAGUCUAAUGAGCACAAGGAAGAAAACAAAUCCCUCGAGCCCAAGAAACGUGAGCGGCGCCAACUAAAGACCAAGCGACUUAGAGAGUACACCAUCAAAUCCCACUCAAGCAUGCCACCCAACAACACCUAUGUGAACUUUGAGCGCUUUGCCGAGGUCGUGGAGGACAUUGGCCAAAUGGAGAGCUCCUUCAGCAGCCUGGCAGCAUCCCAUGACUCUCUUCAGGAGGAUAUUGAUGCCUUAGUUUCUAUAUACAAUGACAAGGAGGCCUGGUACAAGGAGGAGAGCGAAGGUGUACGCCAUGAGCUCUCACAAAUCCGCUACGAAUUCCGCAAGGUGGAGGCCAUGAAGAGGAAUGUGCAGGAUGACAUGAGGGCGUUUGGCGCCAGCCUCAAUGCCAUCAGCAGCCGCUACCAGGAAAGAAAGAACCACUUUGAUGCUCUGCGGCUGGAGCUUAGCAAUGAGCUGAAGUGGGUGCAGGAGGUGGUGGGUUCAUUUCCUGUGGAUGAAAGUGGUGGUGGAGGCUACCCAAACUGUAGCUUCUCCACCGUCUUCAACAACGAUGUCAAUGAAGCCCUGAAGGAGCUGCUGAACCGGCCCUGUGGAGGAGAGCUGCUCACUGGGAUCAACCUGGACUUCACUGAAACUGGACAGCAAAGAUAGUACUAAGUAGGGCACAGUUAAUCAAAAGAUGAUCCAAAUCACAAUGCUGACAACUGCAAGACCUUCACUGUAAGAGGCUACAAGUUUUUUAUUGUU